GGGAAAUCUAGAAGAGGGGCAGACACAGAAUCACGAAGAGACAGAAUGGAGGAUUCAGGGUCGAUUCUCUGCCAAAUCUCAUGUCUCAAGGACAUGCUCGAUCAGGUCAACGAAGAAAUCGAAGCCAACAUCCAAAUAACGCGAGAGAUUGAAUCAGAGAUCGUAAGGUGCGAGGAGAUCGAGAGUGGUUUGGUGGUCAGAGAAUCCGAGUUAACUAAGACGCUUUUCACGUCUCACUUCGAGAUCACCGGCUUGCUGUCCGUUACCGGUGUUUGGAGGAACUCGGUGAAACUCAUGGAGGAGCAGUUAUGUGAUUUGAGAACGAAGCGGGAUGGAUUGCGUAAAAGAAUUGAGGAAAAGAGGGAAAAGUUUACCAUGCUCUGCCGAGAAUUUCAGAGGAGCAUUGACAAAGGAGAAAAUGAUGAACUGAUCGCUUUGUUGGCCGAAAGGGAGUUUCUUGAAAGUGAAAUUCAUCUCUUGGAUAAGAAAAAUAACUGUUUGAGAAAUUCAAUGUCAGCAUUUGUCGAGGAAGUUCUUGGGGAUCUUUACAGUUCUAGCAAUGACAUGCAUAACAACGCUAACCCCAUCUGCACUUGAUAGUUGAUACAUUUGCUACGGUUAUAAUAUAGUUUCAAAUUUAAAGCUUUAGAUGUUGAGAUACAGAGUUGGAAUGAAGAGAAUGAGAAAUUACUGAAGGACAUUCAGGAUUUGAAUAGAACAUUGGUGUCAACAGCAGUUAGUGUAUGACAAUCUUCAAAUGGUCUGGCUUCAUGAAAAUUUUUGGUGCUUACCGGCCAUGGGGAGAGGAGUGUCACAAGCCUUCAAUUAAGUAGGUGGGGACUAUAAAUUGAAAGAGUAAAGAUACAAUGUCAUUACCGUGCAGAUUAGAAAAGUCUAGUUUCUCUCGUAUAAAUAAUACAGACAAUUUAGUUCA
Rubroshorea leprosula is the source of this 934-nucleotide messenger RNA. NCBI's taxonomy places the organism in Eukaryota, Viridiplantae, Streptophyta, Magnoliopsida, Malvales, Dipterocarpaceae. The record is from the annotation of a GenBank genome assembly.